Cajanus cajan (pigeon pea) is the source of this 1158-nucleotide messenger RNA. Lineage: Eukaryota; Viridiplantae; Streptophyta; Magnoliopsida; Fabales; Fabaceae. The record is from RefSeq and is a predicted model, not a curated record.
AUGGCGGCCAUCCGAAGGCAGAGAGAAGCCGAUGCCCGCGAGCUGGCCGAGCUACGUCGACAAAAUGCUGAGCUCCGAAACCUGAACCAAACUUACGUUCCAUCCACUUCCACGCUAGCGGAAGAGUCCGCCUAUCACGCCCCGACUGAGCAGGUCACCCGAACACCGAUCACCUCUCUGAUAGCUAACAUGGUCGACACCCCCUCUCACUCCCUGAGGCACCCCUUCUCUCGUAGAAUAAUGGAGGCAACACUGCUGGACCAUUGGAAGAGCUUGCCGAUUGAGAAGUAUGACGGGUCGUCUGACCCCGAGGAACACUUGAACGUUUUUCUGACUCAAGCAACCCUCUCCACGCAAGACGACUCGGCGUUGUGCCGGAUAUUCCCCACGUCGCUGAAAGGAAGGGCUUUGAGUUGGUUCACAAGACUGCCGAGCGCCUCCAUUGACUCGUUCAACGAAUUAUCGUCCCAGUUCACCCUACAAUUUGCAACGAGCAAGCCUUACAAGACGACCUCUUUAGCCUUGGCGGGGAUUGGUGAUCUUAAUCCCGCCGUGGCAUUGGACCGGCUAAACACGGCCCUCAGGCCGGGACCAUUUGUUAACAGCUUGUGCAAGAAGCUGCCAGCCGAUAUGAACGACCUCCGGCGCCGAGCCGAGAAGUACAUGCAAAUGGAAGAGCUUGCAGAGACCCGGAACCAGGCUAGGGUCGAAGAAAAUUAUAGCCGAAAAGAAUCUGGCCGAGAGCAAGUAAAGAAAAUGAACGCCGAGCCCCCAAAUACUCGCCCCCCGAGAGGACCUCGCUACACGGCGUAUACUCCCCUCAAUGCGAGUAGGGCCAAAGUAAUGGAACAGGCCCUUGCAUCAGAGAUCCUUGCGAUGCCGAGGAGGGCGAACACGCCCCCCAGAGCCGACAAGGCCAAGACGUGCCGAUUCCACCGAAACAGGGGGCACUCCACCGAAGAAUGCUCAGCGCUGAAGGACAAGCUCGAGGACCUUAUCAAGCAGGGUCACCUAAGAAGCUUUAUCACCCCCCCAAGACCACCAGUCAAGGGAGAGAGACCACCACUCCCGCGAAGCUCGUCUGCCAAGAGACUGACGUCGCCGAUCACGUUCGCCCAAAAGGCAAGAUCGAUCGCAGCGCCCCAGGGAAGACAAUGA